AUUAAUUUUUAAAAAAUUCUGCUAUUAAUUAUCUAUCCAAAUCAAAAUAUGACACUUAUAUGAUGAUUUUGAAUUAAUACCAUUUUAAAAAUGACCAUGUCAUUGACCUCGUUUUUAUGGGGGCACAUGCCGAAGUGUGGUGUGUCAUCAUUUUUCUUCAAUUUUUUAUGAGAAGUAUUGCGCAAACAUUAAGGAAAAGUUUAUGUACAUUAUUUUGAGGUUGAUUUAUAUAAAAAAAGCAAAUAUCAGAGUGUGCUAAACGUUUGUGUAUGAUAAAAUACUUCAGAACUUAAGCACAGGGGCAGUUUUACUAUAUUUUCAAUAUGAGUAUUGAAGCGAAUAGAAAUGUAUAUGAUUAAUGUUCCCUGGCUCAAACUCUGUUAAAAAAACCUUUAUAGGUGUUUAUAAUUAACUUGAGCUAAUAUAAAACUCCCUACAGUUUUUGACAUCCCCUAAACAAAUAAUGUUGAAAAGUGUAUUUUAGCAUAUUGCUUAAUCAUAGCAAGGUCAGCCACAACUUGCACUAUAUAAAGUGUGUAUUGAUGAAGUUGAACAGCUAUACCUUGCAUCAUAAGCGAUUUUCCAUUGAGUUUUAGUGAUUGUGACGUAAUAUUGAGAAUUCGAUGUUCAUAACAAUCAAUCUUUUAAGGUGCGCGAUAUUGUGCAAAUGGAAUAUUAAAUUGGGUCCGUCGUCCUUAAAUAUAUAUGUAUUCCUGAGGUUAUGUAUCCAAAAAAAAAUUAUGGCCUCUCAACUUGAGGGACUUUGCUAAGUUUUGCAGGAGAGUUGCCUCUACUGGUUUGCAGGACUUGGUCAAGUCUUGUGGGACUACAGAAAGAUAAGAAUCUAUUUAAACUUGUUAGGAUAUGGCCUAAGUCUUGUGGAACUACAGAGAGGUGUUUAUGUUAUGUUUAGUGGGAAAUCCUACUUUGUAAUUAAUCACAAGAUUAAUUAAUUCUAGAGACUCUUACCACUGUGCCACAUGGGCAACCACUUUCAACAAUAAUAUGACUGCUAUGUGACUAUAUUGAUGUCCAACAAUAUAUUGAUAACUGUUAUGCAAUUUUAAUUCAAUGUUAGGGAAUUAAAAGAAAAGGAUUACGGGUAAUUUGAAAAGUUGGAAGCAAAAAACAACUGGUAAAAAAUAGAAAUUUCAAGCAAAAAAUUUUCGGAAACAUUCAUGUCCAUUUGGGACUUUUUGAAAUUUUUGGUCAUGUGACUUACAUGUAACAGUACUUUUGGACUCUGAACUUAGAAAAUUCCAGAGCAGUGUUUUUUUUAACACAGUUUGUUGUAGGGGUUUUACUAAUAUGGAAAAUGGAAUGAAAUUGCAAGUUAAGCUUAGAAGUCAUCAUGAUUACAUACUUGUGUUAUCAUAUGUACUUUAUAAUAACUGCAAUUGUGUGCUUACUGUGAAAGAUGAGCUUGAUGAGCAAACUUUUAAAAUGGUGUGGAGUUGUGUCUUGGAAUUUGAAUCUUAUUUUGAAUUCAGGGAUGUAACUCAUUAUUGUAAUCUGAUGGGAAUAUCCUUUUUAAUGUGCAAUUAAGUGAUUUCAAGGUAUGUGUCUAUAAACAGAAUAAGACAUGUAUUUUAUUUGCCUAAUUAAUUCUAUAAGAUUUAGUAUAAGCAAUAAUUUUUGUGAUAUAUGUGUACUUUGUUCUACUGGGACUUUUGCCUCUGUAUCUUGGACAUAACAAAGGUUAAGAUAGGAAGUUAUAGUAGACAUGUGACAGGAAAUGGAUUUGUGAUAGAAUCUAAAAUGGCUGAUUUGCUAGCAGCUCUCCUUGGUGUUAUGACUGUCUCUGCUGUUUUUUUGCUAUUUAUAUCCAUUGCUCUCUUUUAUUGUUGUAUUCGGUGGACAAGGAUGGCAACUCCAGGGAAUUAAGCAAUCUUGAUUUCAUCAAGGUAUGCCAAUGGUUAAAAUUACAGCUCUUGACAACCUUAAACUAUAGUGUUAGAUUACCAUGGGACUUUGUGAAUAUUUUUUAAUCAGCCAUAUACAAAAAUGAAUGGAUGGCAGAUAUUUCAUAGAUAUAGCAUUUUUUCUUAACCAAUUUAAAUAAAAAACAUCCAGCUUCUUAAUGUAUAUGACUUAUAUAAUUCCUGUAUAGUAUUAUGGGACUUUGGCUAUCUUUUGUGAAACUUAAUUUAGAAAUAUACAAAUCCUUUCUGGCUUAUGGGACUAUAAGCAUCUUCAGUAAGACUUUAAAUUGGAUAUAUAUAAGUCAUAUCUAAACUUGUGGGACUAUUUACAAGUUUUAUCUGAUUAGUUGUAUUUUUAACAGCUAGCAUUUGACGUGUACAUAAAUUGUAUUUUAUGGGAAUUGGCCAUAAAGUUAUUCCAGUGGGAUCUAUUCUUUGUAAAGGAUUAUAAUAUAUAACCAUUUUAAGAGUUUUAUCAAGUCUAUUUGACAAUUUUUAAAGGUUAUAAUAAGAAGGGAUAGAAGACAUGUGACAGGAAGUGAAUUUGUGAUAGGAGAUUUAAGAAUCCAAAAUGGCUGAGGAGGAUUUGCUAGCAGCCAUCCUUGGUGUUAUGACUGUCUCUACUGUUUUUUACAUUUUUAUUUUCACUGUCCUUUUCUAUAUUUGUGUUUGGUGGACAAGACUGCCAUCUCUAGGGAUUUAAGCAAUUUUGAAUUUAUCAAGGUAUGCCAACGGCUCUUAUAGAUAACCUUACAAUGUUAAAUUUCCAUGUACUUGUGGGACUUCAAAAUCUUAAGCUUUUAAAAAAAAAAUGGAAGUUUCAAAGAGAUAACAUAUUUUUAUGACCAAUUUGAAAAUUUGCAAAAUGUGAUAUAUUUCAAAUUUAUGUGAUUUUGUUUGAGAGUAGUUUGAUUUUACAAUUAAGAUCAGUUCAAAUUUAGGAUUUUCCAUUUUUUUUUUUGUUAGCUUUACUAUUUUGUUUCAAUUUCUUGUUGAAAUAUGAUUGUAUAGCAAUUGUUUAAUAUGAGUGACAGUUGAUUUGCAGUUUUUAUACACAUCUGAUGUCAUACUAAAAUUUCAUAGAAUUAAUCUAAGAUGGUAAUGAAUCAUUCCUGCCUCAGGCUACCUGGUUCUUACAAAUAGCUGUAAAUAGCUGAUGUCAUAUUCUGCCAGUGAGUGCAAAUAAAUCAAAUAAAUAGGUUAGAAAUAUAUUUUAUAACAUUAAUCUUCUUAAAAAAACAACAAUUUAUUGUAUCUGAAACAAUUUUAAAAAAGAUAAAUUAUCAUUUAUGGGGGCCAAAUGUGACUCGUACCAUAUAAAGUUCCUUUUUUAUUUGUACUGUUUGCUAAAAAAAAUUAAUUCCAUUUUUAAAGAAUCAGCAUUAAGGGGAAAAUAUUGUAUUUUUUUUUUAUACUUGUAGAUUGUAUGUAUACUUGCAUGCUAUGAACCUUAAUAAGAAUUUGUAAGAUGUAUGUUUAAGUUUUAUCAAUAAAGUUUUAAAUGUAUUAUUUUAUAUAAAUAAUUGAUAGCUAUUUCUUUUUUUAGGGAAAAUGUCCAAUAUUUUUUGGGUUCGAGGCAUUCCUUGUCUGCCAGCCAAACUUUGGUGGCCCGGAAAAAUUGAUUCCUGUAAGGUGUACAUCAAAUCUGACAACGCUUUAACUUUUACAUCGAAAGAAAGAGACAUUGAAAGCAUUUUUACAUGAUGUAGAAUGGGCAGUCCAGAAAGUAGAGGAAGGUCAACCAAGUACAGAUGAGCAAAGUAGUGAUGAGGAAGGAGGUGAAGAAACUGGAAGAAGUGAUGAAAUAGACAGUGGAGGAACAGGUAGAAGUUAUAAGAUAGAAAGUAGAGGGAAAGGAAGAAGUAUCAAAAAUGACAGUGUAGGGACAGGAAGAAGUGAUGAGAAUGACAGUGGAGGGACAGAAAAACAGGAUGACAGUGGAGGGACAGAAAAACAGGAUGACAGUGGAGGGACAGGAAGAAGGGAUGAGAUAGGCAGUAUAGGGACAUUAAGAAAUGAAAGGAUAGACAGUGGAGGGACAGGAAAAACUGAUGAGAUAGACAGUGGAGAGACAGGAAGAAGGGAUGAGAUGGACAGUGGAAGGACAAGAAGAAGGGAAGAGAAUGACAGUAGAGGGACAGGAAGAAGCAAUGAGACAGACAAAGGAGAGACAGGAAGAAGUGAUGAGAUAGACAAAGGAGAGACAGGGAGAAGUGAUGAGAUAGACAAAGGAGAGACAGAAAGAAGUGAUGAGAUAGACAGUGGAGGGACAGGAAGACGUGAUGAGAUAGACAACAGAGAGACAGGAAGAAGUGAUGAGAUAGACAGUGGAGGGACAGGAAGAAGUGAUGAGAUAGACAAAGGAGAGACAGGAAGAAGGGAUGAGAUAGACAGUGGGGGGACAGAAAAAAGCGAUGAGAUAGACAAAGGAGAGACAGGAAGAAGUGAUGAGAUAGACAAAGGAGAGACAGGAAGAAGGGAUGAGAUAGACAGUGGAGGGAUAGUAAAAACUGAUGAGAUAGGCAAAGGAGAGACAGGACGAAGUGAUGAGAUAGCCAGUGGAGAGACACGAAGAAGGGAUGAGAUAGACAGUGGGGGGACAGGAAGAAGUGAUGAGAUAGACAAAGGAGAGACAGGAAGAAGGGAUGAGAAAGACAGUGGAGGGAUAGUAAAAACUGAUGAGAUAGGCAAAGGAGAGACAGGACGAAGUGAUGAGAUAGCCAGUGAAGAGACACGAAGAAGGGAUGAGAUAGACAGUGGGGGGACAGGAAGAAGUGAUGAGAUAGACAAAGGAGAGACAGGAAGAAGUGAUGAGAUAGCCAGUGGAGGAACAGGAAGAAGGGAUGAGAUAGACAGUGGAGGGAUAGUAAAAACUGAGGAGAUAGGCAAAGGAGAUACAGGAAGAAUUGAUGAGAUAGCCAGUGGAGAGACACGAAGAAGGGAUGAGAUAGACAGUGGGGGGACAGGAAGAAGUGAUGAGAUAGACAAAGGAGAGACAGGAAGAAGUGAUGAGAUAGACAAAGGAGAGACAGGGAGAAGUGAUGAGAUAGCCAGUGGAGGGACAGGAAGAAGGGAUGAGAUAGACAGUGGAGGGAUAGUAAAAACUGAUAAGAUAGGCAAAGGAGAGACAGGACGAAGUGAUGAGAUAGCCAGUGGAGAGACAGGAAGAAGGGAUGAGAUAGACAGUGGGGGGACAGGAAGAAGGGAUGAGAUAGACAGUGGAGGGACAAGAAGAAGUGAUGAGAAUGACAGUAGAGGGACAGGAAGAAGUUACAAGAAUGACAGUAGAGGGGCAGGAAGAAGUUACAAGAAUGACAGUGGAGGCACAGGAAGAAGUGAUGAGAUAGUCAGUGGUGGGACAAGAAGAAGGGAAGAGAUAGACAGUGGAGGGACAGGAAAAACUGAUGAGAUAGACAAGGGAGAGACAGGAAGAAGUGAUGAGAUAAACAAAGGAGAGACAGGAAGAAGGGAUGAGAUAGACAGUGGAGGGACAGGAAGAAGGGAUGAGAUAGACAGUGGAGGGACAAGAAGAAGUGAUGAGAAUUACAGUAGAGGAACAGGAAGAAGUUACAAGAAUGACAGUAGAGGGGCAGGAAGAAGUUACAAGAAUGACAGUGGAGGGACAGGAAGAAGUGAUGAGAUAGUCAGUGGUGGGACAAGAAGAAGGGAAGAGAAUGACAGUAGAGGGACAGGAAGAAGCGAUGAGACAGACAAAGGAGAGACAAGAAGAAGUGAUGAGAUAGACAAAGGAGAGACAGGAAGAAGGGAUGAGAUAGACAGUGGAGGGACAGGAAGAAAGGAUGAGAUAGACAGUGGAGGGACAGGAAGAAAGGAUGAGAUAGACAGUGGAGGGACAGGAAGAAGUGAUGAGAUAAACAGUGGAGGGACAGGAAGAAGUGAUGAGAAUUACAGUAGAGGAACAGGAAGAAGUUACAAGAAUGACAGUAGAGGGGCAGGAAGAAGUUACAAGAAUGACAGUGGAGGGACAGGAAGAAGUGAUGAGAUAGUCAGUGGUGGGACAAGAAAAAGGGAAGAGAUAGACAGUGGAGGGACAGGAAAAACUGAUGAGAUACACAAGAGAGAGACAGGAAGAAGGGAUGAGAUAGACAGUGACGAGACAGAAAGAAGUGAUGAGAUAAACAAAGGAGAGACAGGAAGAAGGGAUGAGAUAGCCAGUGGAGAGACAGGAAGAAGUGAUGAGAUAGCUAGUGGAGGGACAGGAAGAAGGGAUGAGAUAGACAGUGGAUGGACAGAAAGAAGUGAUGACAUAGACAGUAGAGAAUAUUUUACAGGUGUUGAUUCUUUACUCAAUAUGCUUAUGAGCCAAGAUGAAUUGGAUACAGAGUUUUCAUCAAUUACUGACAUCGAUAUUCCAUCUCCUGAGUAUGUACAAGAAAUUGAAGUUACAAGUAUGAUGAAGUCUGACGAAGAAUCGUGUAUUUCUGAUUCAGAUGAAGAAUGGAGACCUCCCAUCAAGCAAAGAAAGAAAAUGAUUUUUUCAAGUGAUAGCUCUGAUGAAGAGGAUUUUGACCAAGGAGAAAAUAUUGAACAAGGAAAAAAUACUGAACCAGUAUUACCAAGCAGUAUGCCUGUUGAUAUACCUUUAUCUGACAUUCCAUCAGCAAAAUGUUUGCAAGAUGAUGACAUGGAGCAUGACAGAUGGAGACCUCCCAUUAAGAGAAGAAAAAAAAUGCUUACUUUAAAUGAGGAAAAUGUUAACGAGAAAGAAGGGUAUGAUGAAGGAGAUGAAAUCGAGCAAGAUAUUCUUGAAGAGAAUGAAGAAGAAGAAAACAUUCCUGAAGAGGACUUUGAAGAAGAGGAAAUAGUGAGAGCUAAAGAUAAUAGGCACAUUUACAUAAGGAAAGUACUCAAGAGCACCAAUCUAGCAGACAGUUCACAGCCUAAUAGAAAGCUAGAUAGAGUGUACAAUCAAAAACACUGUUGCUUCCUUUGUAAGAAAAUGAUCCUCCAUCUACCAUGCCACUUCAAAAGCAAACAUAGGAAUGACCCUGAAAUAAAAGACGCCCUGAUGAAAACUGAUAAAAGAAGAUUUGACAAGCUUAGAGCCAAAGGUGAUAACAUGCAUAAUGAGCUGGUUUUAAAGGAAGGCAAAGGUGAAUUAAUUAUUUCCCGAAGACCUGUGGAAUUUCAAGUAAUUGAUUUUGCACCUUGCUCAAUUUGUUAUGAGUGGAUGAACCUGAAGUAUAUAGAUAAGCACCACAACAGAGCUCAUUCAGAAAAUCAGAAAAGAUCUGCCAUGGACUCUACAAAGUUUCGAAGCAAAAAAGUUAUCCAAUUAAAUGCUGACAGAGAAGCUGGCAGAGUGAGAGUUGAGGAAAAGGACCGUUUGGUUGGCCAAGUUUUGGAAAUCAUGACAAGAGAUGAGGUGAAAAUAGUAGCACAAGGAGAUGAUUUGAUUUGUGCAUUGGGUGAAUCAUGGAUGAGAAGAAACUAUGGAAAUAAAAAAGCCAAAUACUAUGCUUCCCAGCAUAUGCGACUUAUGGCUAAGUUUUUAAUUAAUCUUAGAAAACUUGAUUCUCCAGAAAAUGAAGUACAAACUCAAUCAUUGUGGGAUUUUCUUGUUCCCUCAAAAUAUGAUCUAGUUGUUGCAGCAGCUGUACAGCUUGCUUUUCCCUACAUGGAUGACAUCGAGGAUCUUCGUUCCCCCUCAAAUGCCAUAAAAAUAAAAUAUGACAUUUUGAAAGUCAUUAAUGAGAAAUGGGCUAGAAUUCAAAUAAGAGAAAAACCAGAUCCUGAUGAAGCCCACAGCUGUGAUACAUUUAUGAGAUUGAUGAACAUCAAAUGGACAGAGAGGGUGACUAAAAUGGCAAGAACAGUACUAGUACAAAGAAGUUUUAACAAAGAAGUGGAAAUUCCAUCCCCUGAUGACAUAAAAACAUUAACGGAACAUAUUUGUUCAGAACUGUCCAUACUUAAUCUGCAGAAUUAUGUAGAAUCGACGUAUAGGAGAGCAGUUGUUUUAUGUCAAGCAAGACUUGUUUUAUAUAACAAGAGAAGAUCCGGAGAGAUCGAUUACAUAAGUGUAAAGCAGUAUGCUGCAAGAAGCACCAAACUAGCAGAUAUUGAUAAGAGUCUCUUAGGAGACCUCUCUGAACUGGAGAAUUAUUUGAUGAACUCACAAGAUUUGAUGACCGUUAGAGGAAAGAGAGGCCGUCCUGUGCCAGUAAUCAUACCUAAUGACGUUAAAAAGGCCCUUGAAUAUAUUUCAAGCCAUGAGUAUAGAAAGGCUUAUAAUGCAAACCAAGUUGAUUGGUUAUUUCCAUCGAAAGGUCGAUGCUGUGCAAGGAGCUACGAUGCCCUGAACCAGGUGGCAGGGGAAUGUAAUUUAAAAUUUCCUCAUAGAAUUACAAGUGUUUCUAUGAGGAAAUACACUGCAACGUUGACACAGAUGAUGAACUUGUCAGAUUCACAGCUGCAGUGGGCAUGUGACCAUUUAGGUCACACAAAAGCAGUUCAUUUAAACCACUAUCGACAACUCAGCGGUUACCUUGAACGAGUUCAGAUUGCAAAGCUCAUGAUUGUUCAUGACAUGAAUCUUACAGGUGAAUUAAAGGGGAAAACCCUUGCAGACAAAGAAUUGAAUGAGGCCGUGUUAAAGAAAAUUCAGGGGGAAAUUGGAGGUGCAGACGAAGCAGUGGAGCCCCUGAAUUUUAAAUUCAACUUCGAUGAUAAUGUUGAAGAUCUGGAUUCAAUCGACAUUUAUGAUUAUGAUCAGGAUGAUGUUGAUAGUGUUGAAAAAAAUGAUCGCAAGCCGAAGAGCAGUAGAAAAAGAUGGACUGAAGAGGAGAUUGAAGAAAUUCAACAGUAUUUUGCCAAAUUUCUAAAGACAAAAACAUGCCCCAGCAAGACAUACACACUAAAAGCCAUUGAGAAAAGUAAAACAAAAGGGGGGGCACUCGCCAAAAGAUUUUGGCAUACUAUUGUCAAAAAAAUUUCUAACAUGAACAAAAAGUAACUGAGUGAAGUUUUCCAGAGAUACUGCAGUGAAAACAGGAAGUGGAAGAUACUUUUAACUAUGCAUAAUAUUGUAAACAAAGUUAUUGUUUUACAAGAUUUAAAAUUCUUUUUACCUGAAUGUAGACCAAAGGAUUUAGUGAAUGCAAGAAAUUGUAAACUUCAAAAUUUUGUACUGUGAAAAUAUAUUGUAUUUUAGUUACUACCGGUCCAAAUAUAAUAUCAUGAUUCCCAUUUCUAUUGUAUUGAAUCAUAUGAUAUAAUAUUUUAUCAUAGAAUAUGAUAUUGUAAAAUAUUAUAUGGUUCAAUAUGAUAUUUAAUCAAUAAUUUUUCGUAUCAAAUCAUAUGGUAUUUUAUAUUGUAUAAUAUAUUUUGUAUUUUUGUAUCAUAUC
This is a messenger RNA of Magallana angulata, 9289 nucleotides long. RefSeq lists its product as uncharacterized. The coding region runs from base 4012 to 8898 and encodes 1628 amino acids. The record is from RefSeq and is a predicted model, not a curated record. Gene Ontology annotation, molecular function: DNA binding. The transcript has 12 exons. Gene Ontology annotation, biological process: DNA integration; DNA recombination. Lineage: Eukaryota; Metazoa; Mollusca; Bivalvia; Ostreida; Ostreidae.